This is a messenger RNA of Closterium sp. NIES-65, 1830 nucleotides long. The record is from the annotation of a GenBank genome assembly. Lineage: Eukaryota; Viridiplantae; Streptophyta; Zygnematophyceae; Desmidiales; Closteriaceae.
AUGUUCGGAAUCGACUUUAGCGCGUGGGUGCCGUCGCCGCCUCCGGAGCACGCGUUUUCUGGCACCCCCGCGGUGGUGGUGUCGCUAGUAUGCACGGUGUUCGCCGUGUUUCUCUCCGUACGCCACAUCGUCAUGCACCUCCGUAACUACACCGAGCCCACGUACCAGCGUUACAUCGUCCGGAUCAUCUUCAUGGUCCCCGUACGCGCCUCGGCGACGAUGGAUCCUUAUUUCCCGCCUGACCUCUCUCCCCCUCUCUCCUACCCGUUCCCCCGACCCGGUCUAACCUCGUUCUCCCUCUGCCACUCUCCCCUUCUCUCCGUGACGUCACGGCCUUUAUCCACCUAUCUCCCCACCCUCUGCCUCUUCCCCACGCUCCCUCCCCCUCUACUCUCCCUCCCCUCCCCUCCUCCCCCUCUCCUUUUCAACAGCUACGAGGCGUGGGUGAUUCACAACUUCCUCUCGCUCUGCCUCUCCUGGGUAGGGGGACUAAGCUCUGUGGUGUUCGCUCCCGCCCGUCUCUCUCUCCCCGUUUCCCCCCCGUUUCCCCCAAACAGCUACGAGGCGUGGGUGAUUUACAACUUCCUCUCGCUCUGCCUCUCCUGGGUGGGCGGGCCAGGCGCCGUGGUGACGAGUCUAACAGGGCGGCUGCUGAAACCCUCCUACCUGCUCAUGACCUGCUGCUUCCCGCCCAUCCCCCUUGACGGCCGCUUCAUCCGGAGGUGCAAGCAGGGCUGUCUGCAGUUCGUGUACUUAAAGCCCAUCCUGGCGGCCACCUGCCUGUGCCUCUACUACUACGGCCUCUACGAGGACGGCAACUUCGCCCUCUCAGACGGCUACAUCUACAUCACAUGCAUCUACAUGGCAUCUUAUUCUGUGGCGAUUUACGCCCUCAUUCUCUUCUACGUCGCGUGCCGGGAGCUGCUUCGCUCUUUCAACCCCGUGCCCAAGUUCCUGAUGAUCAAGGCUGUGGUGUUCCUGACCUACUGGCAGGGAGUGCUGGUGUUUAUAGUGGCGCAACUAGGAUAUGUACGCAGUGCAGAGGACGCGGCAGACCUGCAGAACGUGCUCAUCUGUGCGGAGAUGGUGCUGGGCGCGCUGGGCUUCAUGCACGCCUUCCCCUUCAAGCCGUUUCUGCAGGCCAAUGUGGCCAUGAAUGGGGAACAGGCGGGGCUGCUGAGGUCGAUUAAACAUGCCAUCAACCUCACAGACGUUGUCAGCGACACUGUUCACCAGUUCGCCCCCACCUACCAUGACUAUGUGCUCUACAGCGAUGGCACGGGGGAGACCCACCACUACCGCACACGCACCUUCGUGCCCUCAGGUGUGUUUCUGUUCGUUCAAGUGGAAAUUUGUUCCCUCAGGUGUGUUUCCGUAUCCUUACCACCCCUCCCGAUACCUCUGAUCGCAGGGAGGGAGAUGGAGUCGUGUCGGCGCUCGGCCAGUGGCAGCAGCCAGCCGCACCACUUCACAGACCUGGAGGCCCUCUCCACCUCCGACCGCCCUGCUGGGUCCACAGGGAUGGCCUCUCAGGGUGCUGCUGUUGACUCUGCUGAUUCUUUUCUCUCAGAAGCGCAGCUUAUUUCGACAGAGAAUGCUGACGGGAAACUGGGGAGUGGAGGGAAAGACAGUGGGGCUGCUGGGGGGGUGGGGGGCACGGUGGGUGUGGCGUUGUCUGGCGGCGCGUCUUUGGCUGCGAGGGUUUCUGAAAUGGUUCCCUUGCAAGGGAUGGGGCAAGGGGGCAGCACUGGAAGUAGUCCUGCUGUUUCAGCAGGAAUUGGCAGUGCAGGGGAGAUGGACAAGCUUAUGCUAGAUAUGGACCAACAAUAG